GUCAAAAAGCUUCGAUAGGUACGCUGAACACAGUUCAGAAGUUGACUCCUCAAGUUUGAAGACACGGUAAAAGCCAUUCAAAAUGACGACACCCAAUAAGAUUAAGUACGGGAUGGACAUGCCAAAAGAAGUCCUGGUGACAAGGGACCCCACAUACACCCACCCAGCCAUCGUCCAAGGGAACUACGUGGGGCCUAAACCACACAAUUACUUACCACUGGCGAUCAUCUGUACCGUCAUCAACCCCUUAGUUGGACCCAUUGCUAUCUUGUUUGCUGUGAUGUCAGACCGAUCCUAUGCGAGUGGGGAUUUGAGGUACGCCACAAAAUGGAGCAGCUAUGCCUUCUUCACUUGUAUUGUGUCAAUCAUUGUGUCAACAGUUCUGGGCAUUGCCAUUGGCUUUUCUCUAAGCCGAAUAGGUCAAAGAGGAGGUUACUAUUGGUGAUGUCAGCAAAUAAAAGCUACCAUACUAAUAUGCAACGAAUAAGGGACAAGAAGAUGGUAGAUGUAAAUUCAAAAACCAUUCCAUUGAACUUAAUAUCAGGAGUUUUAUACACUUUCAUGCACAAGUUUUAAGCAUACUAAUGCAGAAGUUGUUUUGUCAUACAAUUUUACAAACUUGUCUAGAACUGUGCUGUGACAAAGAUGGAAGGUAAAAUCUGAGCAUUGUUUCUUUGGUAUGACGAAUAUGCAUACAUUCACUUUUUCGCUUCUAUGACAUUUUAUUAGAUAAUGGUUUACUGACAUAUCCCCUUUUGUUAUAUGCAUGUACUACCAUUUCAAACACUCAUGAUGGAUUUACUUUAUUUGAUUUUUCCAAUCAAAAUGAUUGUACAUGACAAUGCAUGAAGAACUAUUGUUGAAGUGAAUUAUUUUGAGAUAAAUUAAUAGCUCAUAGUUUUUAGUUUACAUUGUAUCUAUCAUUGGUUUAAAUAGAUUUGUUAAGUCAGACGAAUGUUUUAUCAUAACCUGUAAAUAUAUCCUAUGUACAGAAGUCGUCAAAAUUGUUAUGAGAUUUUAAUACGUGUGAAUCUUACAUCACAGACCGAAGUUUCAGUAUGUAACAUAACCAAGUGUUCACAUUAGUGUACAAACCUUACUAGAGUGCUUUUGUCCAUAAUCUGCAUAUCAUGAUUUUAUAACACAAGAUGUACCUAAUUUUUUCAUAUGUACAUAUAUAUCUGGAAUUAUAAUUUGACACAUACGUUUACUGUGUAAUAAACAUAAUUUUAUAUAUCAUCUAA
Messenger RNA from Liolophura sinensis, 1244 nucleotides. RefSeq lists its product as uncharacterized. The coding region runs from base 83 to 445 and encodes 120 amino acids. The transcript has 3 exons. Lineage: Eukaryota; Metazoa; Mollusca; Polyplacophora; Chitonida; Chitonidae. Gene Ontology annotation, cellular component: membrane. The record is from RefSeq and is a predicted model, not a curated record.